This is a messenger RNA of Silurus meridionalis, 918 nucleotides long. It is a transcript of the gene ropn1l, whose product is annotated as rhophilin associated tail protein 1-like. The coding region runs from base 139 to 786 and encodes 215 amino acids. The record is from RefSeq and is a predicted model, not a curated record. The transcript has 6 exons. NCBI's taxonomy places the organism in Eukaryota, Metazoa, Chordata, Actinopteri, Siluriformes, Siluridae.
UAUAGUGUUGCUAUAGAAACGAGACACGCUUCUAUUACCAUAAAAGCAGUCAACUGGAUUUGUUUUUGCACCAUAAAACAUAGCGAUCCGAUUUUUCCUGAACAAAAUCUUUAUUUUCUUGAAGUUUGGACAGGAGUUAUGCCUCUCUCGGAAAGGAUGUAUUGUGCUCAGCAGAUCAACAUCCCGCCUGCGCUGCCUGAUAUUCUCAAACAGUUCACUAAAGCUGCUAUCAGGACACAGCCACCAGAUGUGCUGCAGUGGGCUGCUGCCUAUUUCUCAGCGCUCUCAGAAGGUGAACCUCUUCCAGUCACAGACAGGCUGGAAACCUCCGUAACAACUCAGAAGACGGGCUGCACGCUCACUCCAGGUCUCCUCAAAGUCCUGCACAAACAGCUUUCAUCCAAGAAGAACGUCUCUAGAGAAGAGCUGGAGAAGAAGUGGAAAGGUCUUGGUCUACCCGUCGAACAGUUCGACACGCUGCUGACGCUCGGGAACUUCAGCAGCGAGGUGGAAUGGAUGAACUUCUUCGCUCUCGGAUGCAGCGCUUUGGGCGGGACCAUCAUCAGCGCUCUGAAGUUUGCGUGUGAGAUCCUCAGUGAGGACACGGUGAGCCAAGCAACUCAAAUCCCCUUCGACACGUUCGCAUCCCUGUACACGUACCUGGCCCAGCUGGACGGUGACAUUCCUCAGGAAGAGAUCGACAACUUCCUGUCCAGCCUGAAGGAGUCUGUGACACGGCGAGGUGGGAUGGUCCAGCCGGCUGAUUUCACUGACCUCGAUGUGUAGAGGUGCGAGUGAAAAACAGAGGACAGAUGGCUUUUAGAUUCACGCUUUACAAUGGGCUUUAAACGGCUUAUAUAACAAUGUACUAAUGAUGAAGCAGGAUUCGAGCAUUAACCCUAUAAAGCCUGGCCACUG